This is a messenger RNA of Sinocyclocheilus grahami, 1655 nucleotides long. RefSeq names its product NF-kappa-B inhibitor epsilon-like. Gene Ontology annotation, cellular component: cytosol. Lineage: Eukaryota; Metazoa; Chordata; Actinopteri; Cypriniformes; Cyprinidae. Gene Ontology annotation, biological process: cellular response to tumor necrosis factor. The record is from RefSeq and is a predicted model, not a curated record. Gene Ontology annotation, molecular function: NF-kappaB binding. The transcript is spliced from 6 exons. The coding region runs from base 265 to 1296 and encodes 343 amino acids.
CUUCCCCAUGAACUUCGCAUUACUGCCAGCACACUCUCUCACAGCAGUUUCAUUAACUCAGAGUUUGGCUGACACACUUUAACUCGACCUGAAACCUCAGACUUGACGUUAAAAUGCCUUUGUGAAGCCUUUUGCGUCUGGAGUAUCUGAUCGGUGGUGGGAUGAGAAACAAAAGCGACUGUCUCUGGUGUCAUAAUGUCACGGUGAUUUUACGUUCUUACAGCGCUACAUUUAUAUACUGACGAUACACAUCAAAGCUUCGAAAUGGCGAGAAGCGGCGGCGGCGAGAAACAAGGCAAACUCGAUUUCGACGAAAGUCGGAUCGACUCCGGAAUCGACUCGUACAAAUCGAUUUCCAGAGAACAGGACGGGAGCUCAGACAGCUGUGAGGAUAAAGACAAAACCUGCGUUACAGACGAGCGACUGGACUCCGCUUACGUCUCUUCAUCGCUAACAGUGGACAGUUUGGGGGAUUUUAUUGAGCAAUGCAGCAUUUCUGAAUGUGAAAGCGCGACGGACUGUGAGUACACCGAAGAGGAAGUGAAUUUCCUAACCACUGUUACAGAGGAUGGAGACACGAUUCUUCAUUUGGCCAUAAUCCACGAAGAGGAAUGUUUUGCACGUCAAUUGAUAGACCUGUUUCCUCCAGAGCUGAUGGAUAUUCAGAACAACUUGUAUCAGACGCCGUUGCAUCUGGCCACGUACCUGAACCAGCCCACCGUAGUGAAGGGCCUUGUAGAAAAGAGGGUCUCACUGGAGCUCCAGGACCAGGAAGGAAACACCCCUCUCCAUGUGGCGUGUGAGUACGGAUUCUGGGAAUGUGCCAAUGAGAUGAUCCACAACGCCUCGCCCAGCAAACUCGCCACCGUGCUGGAAGCACAGAACUGGAGAGGGCUCACGUGUCUCCAUGUGGCCACGCUGCACAAGCAUCAGCGUCUCAUGCGGCUGCUGAUGAAGAACGGGGUGGAUCUGAACAUCCAGGAGGGGACGAGCGGGAAGACGGCGGUACAUAUGGCGGUGGAGCUCCACGACGCGCCGGCGGUGAACCUGCUGCUGAAUAAAGGGGCGAAUGUAGACGCUGCCAUGUUCAACGGCUGCACCGCGCUGCAUCUAGCCGUGGGCCGACAGGACGCCGCCAUCGCUAACCUCCUGUGCCAAGCUGGAGCCGACAAGAUGAUCAGAAACAUGGAGGAUGAAACAGCCCUGGAUCUGGCUGACGGCAACGAUGACAUUUUGGCCUUGUUCCCCUUCGAUGACAUUCAGAUCAUGGGCAGGACUGUCAUGAGCUUCUCCUGAACAUGUCAGCGGCACGCUCUUUGUUCUUUUUUAAAUACUGAUCUGAAUUUGCAGGACUUUGGUCAUAGUGAUGCACAGCUUUUGGAAACGUCUGCCUGUAACCUCAACUAUUUAUGUCCAGCGGUGCUGGCUGAUUUGUGCAGCAGUAACAGCUUCAAGCCAUUCGUGCAGAAUUAUGUGCUGCUGCGUGGUCGGGACAUGCGGACGUAACUUCUAUUGUUUCUAGUCUGUUGAACAACCUUCGUGUAAAACAACACAAAUGCAUUCUGAUCUAUGAUUAGCAAUAUUGAUGUUUUGUAGCAAUACUGUGCUGUUGUAAACAAGACGAGCAAAUAAAACACUGCUUUGCAAACUUGUUU